Drosophila innubila is the source of this 1243-nucleotide messenger RNA. RefSeq names its product fibrinogen-like protein 1. The coding region runs from base 116 to 1171 and encodes 351 amino acids. NCBI's taxonomy places the organism in Eukaryota, Metazoa, Arthropoda, Insecta, Diptera, Drosophilidae. The record is from RefSeq and is a predicted model, not a curated record. The transcript has 2 exons.
CCAAUGUAGUUACUAUUGUUAUAAUAUAGUGAAACCUUUACUGCAAUAUAUCUCCACGACAAAGACCAAGGAACAGCGGUACGAGGAACUUCUAGUUAAAGUUCAUAGCCUUGAAAUGACAAAUAAACGAAUGGAAAGUACCAUUAUAGUUCAAGAAAUAAAACUGGAGAAACAACUCGAGUUAGAAAAAGUCUAUAAAGAGAAAAAUGUAAAUAGCGAAGAGUUGAUUAAGGAAAAAAAUAAACAAAUACUAGAGUUACAAAGUCAGAUAUUGCAGAGUCCAAAAUCAGAAACGGAUUUAAAGCCCUUAAGGAAUAUAAUUGAAAAUAAAGUUUUGGGUAAAAGUGCAAAGAUGCAAUCGGAAAAUUCGAUAAAUGUGAAUUUGCAUUCUGCAAUUAAAGAAAAUCCAUUAAUUGAGUCCUCUGAUAAGGCACAAUUAAACGCAAAUGAAAAUAAUGUGCUUAUUUCCCAGAUUACUAUACUGGAAACUGAUAAGCCCUCAGAAAUAAGAAAACCCAAGGGAACUGAGCUUUAUUUCGAUCAAAAGUUGAGUAAAAAUUGUAUAGGUAAAUCAUCAGAUGUCUACAUGUUCAAAGUACCCGGCAUUGAGCACUUUCCGAUACCCUGUGAUUCAACUUUAGCUGGCUCCGGCUGGACAGUAAUUCAGCGUCGUCAAGAUGGUACUGAGAAUUUUAAUCGCAAUUGGACAGACUAUCGUAUGGGUUUCGGGGACUUGCGUAAUGAGUUCUUUAUCGGACUUGAGAAGCUGCAUCUUAUUACAAAUUCACAACCACAUGAAUUAUAUAUACAUCUUGAGGAUUUUGAAAGCGAAAGUCGACAUGCACGGUAUAAUAAUUUCGUCAUAGGCAAUGAAAAGGAAUCCUAUGCAAUCAAGUCUUUAGGAGAAUAUUCUGGAAAUGCUGAGAAUGCACUGUUGGGUCACAAGGAUAUGAAAUUCUCUACACCUGAUCGAAACUUUAAUAAAGAGCUCGAUUGUGCAGAGAAUUUUAAGUCUGGCUGGUGGUUUAAUCAAAAUUGCUAUUUAUGUAAUCUAAAUGGACAAUACAUCAUUCAGAAUGUUGAAAAUUCAAAAGCAGUUGAAUGGAGAACUUGGCAUUUUAAACCUUUAAAGUUUGUUCAAAUGAUGAUCAGACCUAAUCGUAUAAAAUAAAAUGAAAAAUUUAUUUUUUAUAAUUAAAGAUUCUUGAAUCUUAAGAGAAAUAAUAAACAGCUAAAGACGUAA